Molecule: messenger RNA, 915 nt
Organism: Frankliniella occidentalis (western flower thrips)
Lineage: Eukaryota; Metazoa; Arthropoda; Insecta; Thysanoptera; Thripidae
Exons: 3
Coding region: 110-619 (169 amino acids)
Biological process (GO): negative regulation of smoothened signaling pathway
Cellular component (GO): ciliary membrane; Golgi apparatus
Source: RefSeq, a predicted model, not a curated record
UUGCAGUGAGGACAGACUGUGAUGACGUCACUUCACGUCUGGUUUGUUGGUAAACCAAGGCUCUUCGCAAGUAGAUGUCAAAAAAACAAAAAAACGAUUCAUUUAAUGCAUGAAAAUGGAUAAACUAACGAUUAUUUCUGGCACACUGUUCAUGGCUGCAGAUGUGUUUGCUAUCGUGAGUCUCGCUAUGCCCGACUGGAUUAUCACAGAUGUCGGAGGCGAUACCCGACUUGGACUUAUGUGGACCUGCAUGACUCUAUACGACAGACCUCAGGUUUGCUUCACACCAGACCUUCAGCCUGAAUGGUUGCUGGCAUUAGUCUGCAUUUUUGUGGGAUGCAUUUGCAUAACAACAACUAUAAUUUUGUUGGCAUCGUCUCACUGGGACCGAAAUGUUGUGCCCUAUGCAAGAUGGGUUGGAUUUACCGCAAUGGUUCUCUUUUGUAUGGCUGCUGUUAUAUUUCCAAUGGGUUUCCAUGUAGAUGAAAUAGGAGGACAACCGUAUCAAUUGCCCAAUAGUCACCAAGUAGGCAUAUCUUAUAUUUUGUUUGUUUUGGCCCUUUGGAUCACUGUUAUCUCAGAGUUAUUUGCUGGAAAAGUGUGCUUGCCUCACUUCUGAGCUGAUGUAUAUGUUGGGUUUGUUGUAUAUGCUGACUUCUGAACGUUACGUCAUUUCUUUCUUAAAGAUUACUUAUAAUUAAGACAUUGAAAGGGACAUUUGUAGAAAAUCUAAGGACAUCUGUUACAGUAUUAAUAGUAUAUUUAGAUAUAAUAUUUGUUGAAAAUAAUUCUUUUUAAGAAUACUCAUAACUGAAUUAGGUUAAAUAUAUGAUUCAAAUACCCGUUUUAUUCUGUGAUAAUAAAUAAUAAUAAUUAAUUAUGGAUAUAGGAAUAAAAACUACUUUACUUUGAAAA